UAACGUAGAAAAUCAGAAUGCACAUAAAAGUAAGCAACAAUGGAAGUGGAGUGAACAGUAGAGGAGGAGGAGGAGAAAGAAGCUUAGUAACAGCAGACAUUCUUCACCGAUAGCAAUUUCAUGGCCAAGCGAGCAAUCUUUUUUCUAAGAUUCUCUCUCCGAACAAUGUAAUUUUGAGUGAUUUUGCCAUCUAUCUUCUUGGAAUCCGUCGUUUUUCAAUCGAUUGAGGUUCUUGUCUUUGAUCGGCAUUUCUUCUUCUUAUUCUCUUUCUCCUCCUAAAAAUUGUUAGUUUUGAUAUUAUUGGAAAUGGGAGAAGAAGCAUGCGGGGAUUGUAGAAGCUGGGAAGAGGAAAUGUAUUGGACCCAUUUCCAGUGCCUCCAUUUCUCGCAGUUUCUCCAUGCUGGUUUUGAUCGGAAGCUUGCAAUCCCAGAACAAUUUACGAAAAAUUUGAGAAAGAAAUUACCUAAAACAAUAACCCUUAAAGGUCCUAGUGGCAAUACAUGGCAAGUUGGACUCAUGACAUUUCAUGAUAUUGUGUAUUUCAUUUAUGGAUGGCAAGAAUUUGUCAAUGACCAUUUUCUGCAAGAGAAAGAUCUGUUGAUCUUUAAGUAUAAUGGGGAUUCAUGCUUUGAUGUUCUAAUAUUUGAUGGCCAGAGCUUGUGUGAGAAGGCAGCUUCAUAUUUUGUCAGAAAAUGUGGGCACAGAACACCUGAUAGUAGUUGCCAAACAAAAAGAAAAAUUGGGGAAAGUUCUGCUGAAGGUACUCUUCCUUAUCCUGAGGAUAUUGCUGGGGGCUCACCACCUGAGAAAUCUGCAAAUAAUGACUUUGACACUACACCAUCAGGACAACCUGUCACUUUCCGAGCCACUGCCAAAAAGACUCGGAGGGAAAUUGAGUUCAAUCCUGUUCAUGAAGAGCCUUCUACUUCUGAGGAAAUAGAUGUCAAACCUGACAUUGAACAUGUCAGUCCAAGUGUGGUGCAUGAUGUUCCCUAUAUAUCAAGUAGAAGGCUAGUAACAGAUGAAGAGAAACAGAACGCAUUGCAACUGGCACAAGCAGCAAUAACAAGGGAGGGUUUCAUGGUAGUUAUGAAACCCACACACGUGCACAGGAGAUUUUACAUGUCAAUACCUUCCGCGUGGAUGUCUAAACAUCUCAGCACUCUGGAAAAACAAGAUGUGAUUCUAAGGGUAAAAGAGAAUACAUGGAACACCAAAUUUUAUUAUCAGAGAUCUAAAAACAGCGGUGGCCUUUCUUCUGGAUGGAAGAAUUUUGCCAUAGCUAAUGACUUGAAUGAAUUUGAUGUGCUUGUUUUUGAACCUGCGAGCCCAGUGAAUGAUGCUAUUGUCUUGGACGUUAACAUCUUUCGUGUUCUCCAUGAAGAUUACUGAUAUUUUGCAUUCCAAGAUUGUCAAGGUCUACAUGGAGGAUAUUUUGUGACACGGAGCAGUGAGCUUGGAAUGUUUCCAAGUAGCUGAGAUCAUCCAUGUGUGGGUUGUAGAGAUGGAAGGAUUAUGUCCAGAUUAAUCUUUCGUGUUACUUAUAAAAUUAAUUUAUAAUCGUUGUGUGUGGAGAUGGAAGAUUAUGUCUUGUUUAAUGUGUAAUGUCAGUUUAUAAGCAUCUUUAUUUGAUUCCUGACUCCGAAGCAAGAAAGGUGAAAGAAAAUUGCUUUUGAUAAUUGUUCAACAAUUGUUGAUUCUAUCUCUAUUAGCAGUUGAAAUUACCAGAAAGAAUAUUAAUA
Molecule: messenger RNA, 1742 nt
Organism: Jatropha curcas
Lineage: Eukaryota; Viridiplantae; Streptophyta; Magnoliopsida; Malpighiales; Euphorbiaceae
Product: B3 domain-containing protein REM16
Molecular function (GO): DNA binding
Source: RefSeq, a predicted model, not a curated record